Molecule: messenger RNA, 4843 nt
Organism: Alosa sapidissima (American shad)
Lineage: Eukaryota; Metazoa; Chordata; Actinopteri; Clupeiformes; Clupeidae
Product: inactive phospholipase C-like protein 2
Biological process (GO): intracellular signal transduction; lipid metabolic process
Molecular function (GO): phosphatidylinositol-4,5-bisphosphate phospholipase C activity
Source: RefSeq, a predicted model, not a curated record
GGUACCCAGGACUGCGAGCGUUCGGGACAUCUAAAAGCGAGACAUCGCUGUUCCGCUGGAUGUCUCACGGGGAGUAGCGCAUAACGGACAAUUAUUGGGCAAACAGCCUAGCCUACGAUUAGAUAGCUGUCUGUCAAUUGUGUUUCGAAACAUCCAGCGACGCCUGUUGAGGAAGUGGUGGUUGCCGCUGGCUGGCAGGCAGGGCGUCACUCAGUGCAUCCCCCUCUCCUUCCCCAGUGCGAGCGAGCGUGCCGUAACGGGAAAGCAUAGACAGUAGGCCUAUGUGAAAAGAAAAAAAUGUCUUCUCAUCUCAUUAGCACAGAAAUCCUGGCUGCCCACAGCUGACGGUAAAGUAGCCUACGCAACUGCAGUUGUGUUGAUCUUUCUGAGGGGUGGGUGGGUGUCGACCUUAGCAGUUUUGACAGGAAACGGGGACAACUUUCGUUUUGUUUUCAAAACGCCAGAUUGUCGAGAUGUAGACUCCGAUACCAGACGAUUAUCUGUAAACUUUUUAUGCUCCAAAAUUUGGACAGGGUCCAACGAUAGGGAACAGGCGAAAAACUCAUCUAGACGGUAAGCGAUCGUUUCCUUCCCUAUUCUGUCUGCGCUGGGUUCUGUUUGAAGGGAUAAGCUUCGCUCUGGUGCUGUGCGCUGUCAGAGCAACUGGACAUGAUGAAGAAGAGCAGAGAUAACGACAAUGUCCGCCGAGGGCUGCGCUGUUCGCAUUAGGCUAGAUUUCACCGGACGAGGACGUCUCAGUAGGGACAUCUGUAUAAGCGGGCAUGGCCGAGCACAGCGAGGAACAAAACAAACGGUUGUCCACUCAUAUGAACGGAUUUAAAGCGAUGGUGCCGAACAACAAGGAGACACAUGUCGAUACGGGGGUUUCGAAUGGGGGCUGCGAGGUGACCAAAGGGCAGCGGGAUGCAGAAGAUCAGAGUCCAGAGGUCGAACCGGCUAGAGUCACGGAAUUGAAGGAGGACGACGCAGGUAUUCCGCGGAGGAGCAGCAUCAUUAAGGAUGGCUCGCGGCGUGGCCGUGACCGUAAGAAGACGGUGUCGUUCGGCGGGAUGCCGGGCUCCCGUAAGAUCAGCUCAGUGUCCGGCUGCCUGAGUCGCAUGCAGGAGGGCAGCGAGCUGCGCAAGCUCCGGCCCGGCCUGCGCCUCUACAGCCGCUACUACCUCCUGGAGGCUGACCAGCGCACCAUCCGCUGGGAGCCGUCCAAGAAGGACCCCGGGAAGGCUCGGCUGCCGCUGGCCGAGGUGCGCGAGGUCCGCACGGGCCGUAACACGGACGUGUUCCGCGCCAGCGGCGUGGCCGAGCUGGUGACGGACGACUGCGCCUUCUCGCUGGUCUACGGCGACGACUACGACACGCUGGACUUAGUGGCCAGCUCGCCCGAGGUGGCCAACAUCUGGGUGACGGGUCUGCGCUACCUCAUCUCCCAGGGCGCCCAGGGCUCCGGCACGCACACACACCCCGCUCACACACUCACGCACACACGUGCACGCGCGGCCGUGGCGGAGCCUGGACGCGAGGAGGAGGGCCGCGAUGACCUGCAGCUCUCGUGGCUGUCCAAGGAGUUCUCGGAGAUGGUCGCGGGGGGGGGGCGGCCGGAGAAAGACGGCGAUUGGCUGAGCGUGAGCGAGGCCACGGACCUGAUCGAGAAGCUCAGCCCCGGCGUGAGGAGUAGCCACGUCCAGACGCGGCUGCGCGAGCUGCUCCGCGGCGACGGUCACUCGGCGACCCCCCCGCACACCCCCCCGCACACACCCCCCCCGCACGCGUCCUCCUCACACGUCUCCCUCCAGCACUUCACGCAGGCCUUCCACGACGUGAGCACGCGCCCCGAGAUCUACUUCCUCCUCGUCCAGUUCUCGGCCAGCAAGGACUUCCUGGACACGCGGGACGUCAUGCGCUUCCUGGAGACGGAGCAGGGCGUGGCGCUGGCGAGCGAGGACUCGGCGCAGGCGGUCAUCGACCGCUACGAGCCGUCCCCGCUGGGGCGGCAGCUGGGUCGCCUCUCGCUGAGCGGCUUCACGCGCUUCCUGGACUCGUCCGAGUGCUGUGUCUUCGACCCGCUGCACGUGGCCGUGUGCGAAGACAUGAGCCGCCCACUGCCCCACUACUACAUCAGCUCCUCGCACAACACGCACGUGACGGAGGCCCAGGUGCCGGCGGUCAGCGGCAUCGGCGGCUACGAGCGGGCACUGCGGCUGGGCUGCCGCUGCCUGGAGCUGGACGUGUGGGAGGGUCCGCACGGCCGCCCGGCGGUCAGCAAGGGCCACACGCACUCCGCCAUACACACGCACGCGCCGCCGCUGGCCUUCCGCGAGGUGGUGCAGACAGUGGCGAAGAUGGCGUUCCUGACGUCCGAGUAUCCGCUCAUCCUGUGCCUGGAGAACCACUGCUCCGUUGCGCAGCAAAGGAUCAUGGUCCGCGAUCUGCAGGAGGCCUUCGGCGAGCGGCUGCACAGGGGGUUGCUUGGCAACGAGGACGGGUGCCUUCCGUCGCCGCAUGACCUCAGGGGCAAGGUCUUGUUGCUAGGCAACAGGCCUUUCCCAGAGCCGCAGCACGGCGAGGCAGAGGAGAUUACCCAGAAGGCCGCAGGGGCCGGGGGGACAUCAUCGUUGUCGUCGCGGCGCGUCCCACUCUGUCCGGAGCUUUCGGCGCUGAUUGCGCUGUGCCACGCCGACCCGCCCCCCAACAACGAGUUCCCAUCAUCCCCAGCCCCGUCCUGCGUGGUCACAUGCUUCCGGGAGGCCCUGGCCAGCCGGCACGCGGCCGAACGCGGCGCAGAGCUGGUGGAGCUGACCAAGCGGCGUCUCCUGCGCGUGCGGCCGAGCCUCAUGCGCGUGGACUCCAGCAACCCCGACCCGCUGGCCUUCUGGAAGGCCGGCCUGCAGAUGGUGGCGCUCAACGUCCAGACGGACGGCACCAUGCUGAACCUCCACCGCGGCUGGUUCCAGCGCAACGGCGCCUGCGGCUACACCCUGCGUCCGGCCAUCAUGCGCCAGCAGGUGGCGUACUUCAGUGCCAACGAGCGCGGCGCCCUGCCCGGGGUGCCCCCCCAGACGCUGCACCUGCGGGUCAUCAGCGGCCGCUGCCUGCCCAAGCCGCGCGGGGGAGGGGCCAAGGGUGACGUGCUAGACCCGUACGUCACGGUGGCCAUCCACGGAAUACCCGCGGACUGCGCUGAGCGACGCACAAACACCGUACCGCAGAACGGAGAGAGUCCUGUGUUUGACCAGAGCUUCCAGUUUCAGGUGAACCUGCCUGAGUUGGCUCUGCUGCGCUUCGUGGUGCUGGACGACUUCUCCAUCGGCGACGACUUCAUCGGCCAGUACACCCUUCCGCUGGACUGCGUCCAGUCCGGCUUCCGGCACGUUCCGCUGCUCUCGGCCGAGGGCGAGGAGCUUCCGCACGCGCGGCUGCUGGUGCACGUGGCCAUGACGGAGCGGCGUGGCGGGGGCAAGGCCCACAAGCGCGGCCUGUCCGUCAGGAAGGGCUGGCGGAGCCGCCACUACACGCAACUGCAGGAGCUGGGCCUCAGGGCCCUGGACGACGUCUUCAAGAACGCUGCCCAGCCGCUGAGAGACGCCACCGACCUGCGGGAGAACAUGCAGGAGUCUUUGGAGGCCUUUAAGGAGAUGUGUGGUGUGUCUGUGCUGGCUAACAUCACUCAGUGUGUGCUGACCUUGGGGUCAAGGGUCACAGGGUCAGAGGAAGCGCCCUUGCUUCUGUUUGACCUCAGCCAACCGUACCCCACCAUGCACCAACAGGGGGCGCUGCCAGACGCCUUGCGCAAGAUCACCACUGUUUACCACACGAUGAUGCAGGCAAGUAAAGCAGUUAUGGAAGAAUCAGAAGGAGUCCACAGCAAGAUCCUCCAGACACACCACAGAGCAAUGGAGUUCCAUGAGCAUCUCCAGACGUUAGCUGGGAAGGAGGGGAUUAAAGGCCGGAAGCUCAACAGAGCAGUGGAGAGUUUCUCCUGGAAUAUCACCAUACUGAAGGGCCAGGCUGACUUGCUGAAGCAUGAGAAGGCUGAGGUUCAGGAGCUUCUGAAGCAGCUCAACUGCGCAGCCCAAACUGCUAACCUGAGCCUCAGCCCAAACACAGUCAAAGAAAGAAGAGCAAAUCAGGACUCAUCUGACGGAGGGUUGGAUGUGUGGUAGCCAAUCAGAACACAGUAUCAGCACUAGAAGCUAGUGCUAGCAUUAGCGCAAGCACAGAGUGACCAGAUAGUCCAUUUUUCAGUAUCUUAGACUGAGGCACAUCAUGCUGAAUCACAGAGACUAUACCAAAUUCUCCUAUUAUAAUAUAUUAUGCAUUUUUAAAUAAGUCAAUGUGUUCUUUGGCAAGUGUAAGGAUGUUAAUGUCACAAACAGGAAAUAUGUGUGCACGAAAAACUAUGAAUGUGGGAGAUAUGUUUACAUAGAUGCUCAGUUUUUGCUUUGGUUCUAAGUGCGCGCACACACACACACACACAAAAGAGUAUCAUAUGAGUGAGCCUGAUUGACUGGAUUUCAGCUUGUAUGGGAGAAUAUAUUUUUUAUAGUGUAUUUUUAAGUUGUAACGUGACUUAGAAACUGAUCUGUAUAAAAUAUCCAUCUAAACGAUUUUUAUACCGUUAUAUUAUUACAUUCAUGAAGAUGCAGUAUUUGCAGACUGACAUGAAAACUGAAAGAUUACGACUUUUAAAAUGUCUGUUGCCAACCUCGUCUAAGAAAUUAUGGUUUGUGGCUCCAAGUCCAUAUUCUGGAUCCAUUGUCUUGUGUUGUCCGUAUGUCGUUUUUUAAAAUAUCUACCUAAUGUAAAUAAAUGGUUCAUUUCUUACAUA